AGAGCCACUGAAUCUCCAGGCCUAAACUGAGGACGGGCCAUGACAUUGUUGUUCAAGACCAAUAACAGUCAUCAAUUGCUAUCAUCAACUGCCAUGGUCAUGUGCUCAAGCUUUUGCCCUAAACUUCCCAGCCAUUUUGGAGCAAGACCCUUUUCUUCUUUCCCCUCAAGACAACCUUUUCCUCUUUGUUUUAAAGCUUUCUCCGCCCAAGCAUCCAGUGCUCCGCUUAAAGGUGAUGGAUCAUCCAUACGUGUUGGCUUUCUAGGUAUGGGAAUUAUGGGUUCUCCAAUGGCACAAAAUCUCAUAAAAGCAGGUUGCGAUGUGACUGUUUGGAACAGAACCAAGAGCAAAUGUGAUCCUCUCAUCAGCUUAGGUGCACAAUAUAAACCUUCGCCUGAAGAAGUAGCUGCUGCUUGUGAUGUUACAUUUGCCAUGCUUGCUGAUCCUGAAAGUGCACUGGAGGUUGCAUGUGGAAAGCAUGGAGCAGCAAGUGGUUUGGGCCCAGGAAAAGGGUAUGUGGAUGUUUCAACCGUUGAUGGUGACACUUCUAAAUUGAUUAAUGGACAUGUUAAAGCCACUGAGGCAUCAUUUUUGGAGGCUCCUGUUUCUGGCUCUAAAAAACCAGCAGAAGAUGGACAACUUAUAUUUCUUACAGCAGGUGACAAAUCUCUGUAUGAAACAGUGGCUCCAUACUUAGACAUCAUGGGGAAGUCGAGAUUUUAUCUUGGGGACGUUGGAAAUGGGGCCGCUAUGAAACUUGUUGUCAACAUGAUCAUGGGAAGUAUGAUGGCAACUUUUUCUGAAGGAUUGCUUCUCGGCGAGAAAGUAGGACUGGACCCGAAUGUUCUGGUUGAGGUAGUGUCACAGGGAGCCAUUAGUGCACCAAUGUACUCCUUGAAAGGUCCAUCUAUGAUCAAAUCUGCAUACCCUACUGCUUUCCCCUUGAAGCAUCAGCAGAAGGACCUGAGACUUGCUCUGGCAUUAGCAGAAUCUGUUUCACAGCCAACUCCAAUAGCUGCAGCUGCAAAUGAACUUUACAAGGUAGCUAAAAGUCAUGGCCUUAGUGAUAGCGAUUUUUCUGCAGUGAUAGAAGCAUUGAAAGCGAAAUUGCAGUCCUGAGCAGAUGGAGAACAAACUUCUUGUCAGCUUGAGUAAAAUGAUUUUCAGGAUACAGUGAUCAUGUUCCAGAUUGUUUUCUUCCCAUCAAUAUCAAACUCCAACUCUCAUUUCCCAUUUUCAGUAAUCCUUGUUGCCUAGAAGUUUAGACAAAAUGGUUAUUUUAAUAAUCUUGCUGAUGCACUUGUAAACACCACAAGUACUAUGUACGGUAGUGUCGUCUCCGGGACCGAAAGUUUUCGAGUUCGAAUUUCAAUCCGAAUCAAUUAGAUAUGAGAAAAAAAAGGAAUAAGUAUUGAAUUAA
This is a messenger RNA of Manihot esculenta (cassava), 1420 nucleotides long. RefSeq names its product glyoxylate/succinic semialdehyde reductase 2, chloroplastic. Gene Ontology annotation, molecular function: NAD binding; glyoxylate reductase (NADPH) activity; NADP binding. Bases 40 to 1119 code for a protein of 359 amino acids. Lineage: Eukaryota; Viridiplantae; Streptophyta; Magnoliopsida; Malpighiales; Euphorbiaceae. Gene Ontology annotation, cellular component: chloroplast. The transcript has 12 exons. The record is from RefSeq and is a predicted model, not a curated record.